UACUUCUACGAUGACCACGCCUUCUACCACACGCACCCCACACAGUGUUAAACAGUGGCAUUUGGAAAGCUUGGGACUCCUUGCCGGUGGCACAAACAGCCCCAAGCAAAACCGGACACCAAUGGAAAUCUCACGUACAAGAUUCAGUACUUGGACACCAAUUGAAAACCAAUCUCUUAAUAAUCAGCUCUUUCAGGAAAGAGUCAGGCUUAUAAGCCAUUGGUUUGACCUGUGGACAGACAAGCAGCGUAAGCAGUUUCUCCACUGGAUAUUCACCAAGUGCAAUAAAUCGCAACUAAAGUUUGCUGAAAAAUGGUUUGUAGACAAUAUCCCAGUGACCAAAGUGGACUUCACCACUUUGCUGCCCCGUUUCAUAUCUCUGUAUAUAUUCUCCUUUCUCAAUCCAAAGGACGUUUGUGCAGCAGCUCAAGUCAACUGGCACUGGAAGUUUUUAACCGAACAGGAUUGCCUGUGGAUGCCAAAAUGCAUUAGGCUAGGAUGGUUUCUUCCUUACACUCCUGAAAAAAAUGAAUACAGUGCUUGGAAGCAAUAUUAUAUAGCCUGUGCAACCAACUUGGAUUACUUCACUCCCAGGGAAGGUGUUGAAUGUUAUGGGACUCUCAAUGAACCUAACAUAGAAAAUGAAGAGGAAGAAGAAAAACUGCAUGCAAAAUAUAUACGAAAAAUGAUUCGAAAGAGAUUGGCUCUGCAGAAGAAGGAAUUAUUCAAAGCUCGUCCUCCUUGGAUAAGUGGAACACAAAGUUCAGGAUUUUACAAAUCCGGAUUUCAGCCAAAUUUGUCCCAGACUAUCCAAGACCAGGCUACAUUGCCAGAACCAUUGUUACUAAUGAAGAAAAAAAUGCUUUCACCCAAAGAUAUACUUUCGAAACAAAGUUCUGAAGAUGUUAAAUCUGUACCGAGCUUCAACUUGGAAGUGGAAAAACCACUUGAAAAGAAUGUUGAUGGGAGCAGCUCUUACCCGGUCUUACCUCAUAGACGUUGUUUGACUGUUUCCCAAAGUUCUCCCAAUGGGGUGCCUUCCUUUCAGCCACACCUGGUCUUGAUAUCAUCACGUGUUCCUGCAUAUGAGAUGAUUUUGGACAGUCUUAAGCCUGAAGUAGUUCCUGUAGUGUAUGAACAUAGCAGCACCACAUUGAAAAGCCUCCUUUAUUAUAUAGAGAAGGCUUUGGAUGGCCAAAAAGCAAAGACUAUUGGGAUUAUUAGUGAUGGAGAUUCCAGAGAGAUAAACUUGCUUCAAAAUUAUAGAAUCAGUACCAUGAAUCUUCAGAAGCCUGAGGUGAGACAAUUUUGGGAGAAGUUAAGAAGCUGCAUCUCCCCUCCAGAAGAUGGUAGCCAUAUUGACAUCUUUCUUCCUCUGGCAGCAUCAGAGGCAGGAAUGGAGGUCCUUUCCCAGCUGUCUCAUCUAACUGGCGUGUUCUUCAGGACUCCUACUGGAAUAGCAACUGGAUCAUAUCAGCACAUCCUCAGUGAAUGGCUGGGAAACCAGAGAGGCAGCCCACCUCCAUCACUCUACUUCAAUGAAGUAAAACUGCAGAUAUGGCUCAGAUUUACAGAACUGCUGGAAGAAGCACUGAAAGCUGUCAGGAUAAAGCUGAGACCAUAUUUUUGUGACUUGAAGAAGAACGUGGCCGGCAAGAUUCUUGGUCAGAUUAUGUUUGAUGCUGUGAGCUGGUCUAAAAUUCAAGACAACCGAAGAAUAGCCCAGGAUUUGGCUGAUGGAUUAGUAGAAGCCUCAAGAGGAAACCAUGAAAACCCUUUGGAAUUUCUAUCACACUUCCUGAUGAAGAAAUAUAAUAAAAAUGAAAAGCUCAGAAGCGAGGUAUUUUUGACCAAGAGCAAUCCAGAAGCAAGCCUUCACGUGCCAAUUAAGAGUGGCAAACUACAUGAAGACACAGCAGACAAACGCAAAGGGUUUGCCGACGAGCUUUUGUUAAGUGAGAGGAAGUAUGUGCACAGCCUGGAAGUUAUAAGAGAUGUUUAUGUUAAGCCACUGGAGGCAGCGCUAGCUUCAAAUCAACCCAUCCUAAGCCAUGUCAGUGCUCAGCUCAUCUUCUCAGAUAUCUUGAACAUCUUACAACUGAACAGGUGGGUUUUAGAUGAGCUAACAGAAAGACUUAAUGAAUGGAGCCCAGCCCAAAACGUAGGAGACAUACUCAUUAAAUUUGGCCAGCAGCUUCAAACGUACACAAACUUCUUCAACCACUAUGCAGUAAUUCUGAAAACUAUAGACAAGUGCCGGGAGGCUGUUCCACUAUUUCGUGCUUUCUUGAAGAGACACGAUAAGACUGUGGUUACUACCAUGAGGAGCCUACAGGAACUUCUGUUGUGCCCUUCUAAAAGGGUUGAAGAGUACCUCACUCUCCUGUAUGCUCUGAGGCUGCACACUCCUUCAGAACACACUGACCACAAAGGUUUGACUACUGCAAUUAAGCAAAUGAAACAAUGCAAGGAUUACGUAGAUCAGCUAAAACUGAAUGUGAGUAGAGAUGAUCAGAUAUUAAGUACACAAAGACUCAUCCAAGGAUGUCCUCCAUUACUGAAAACCAAUAGGUAUCUAAUUAUGUCGCAAGAUGUAGCCCAACUCAACUGCUGUUCUGAGAGAGUUAGUAUGCCAUUCAGGAUCUAUCAACACAUCCACAAUCUUAGCCUUUUCCUUUUCAAUGAUAUACUUGUUAUUUCACGACGCAGCAUCGCUUACAAACCUUUUGAAUGGAUCCCAAAAACUACUCACCAGUACUUGUCAGUGGUAACACUUCAUCGGCUCCUUGUUGAAGAUAUUCCAGAUUCCAAAUAUAUCAAGAAUGCUUUUCUCCUACAAGGACCAAGGUGCCAAUGGAUUUGUUCCACAGAGGAAGAUGACAAGAUCACAUUGCUUUCUGAAUUGGAAAGAGCAAUUAACUGCAGUAUUGAAGAGGAUGUGAACUGUUCUUAAGAUUUAUAUUUAUUAGUUGCUCAGUACUUCCAUGAGCACUGAUGAGUAUAAUCAUUCAAUCAUCCUUUGUUGAAAACCACUUAUAUAAACAUAAUUCGCUUUAUAUAGGUGACACGAGAAA
Molecule: messenger RNA, 3074 nt
Organism: Elgaria multicarinata webbii
Lineage: Eukaryota; Metazoa; Chordata; Lepidosauria; Squamata; Anguidae
Gene: ECT2L
Product: epithelial cell transforming 2 like
Exons: 21
Coding region: 11-2953 (980 amino acids)
Molecular function (GO): protein binding; guanyl-nucleotide exchange factor activity
Source: RefSeq, a predicted model, not a curated record